This is a messenger RNA of Meloidogyne enterolobii, 1223 nucleotides long. The record is from the annotation of a GenBank genome assembly. Lineage: Eukaryota; Metazoa; Nematoda; Chromadorea; Rhabditida; Meloidogynidae.
UGAAACAAAAAUUUAAGUAUUAUGAUUAAAUAAAAAAAGGUACUUGUUUUAUUGAAUGGCGUCCCUUAAUCAAACAGUAGAGUUCGGCACGGGUCAGGAUUUUUAUUAUUCUCAUAAAUUACCCUGGAAGGAAUUCAGAUCCUUGGCCAUCUACAGAUCCUUGGCGAUGCUGAAAAGUUGAGUCACAAUGAAUGGAUAUAGAGAGAUUAGGAGCAAUUAAGAAUGGGGUUAUAGGAUUAACAGAAUAUCGAGGGAUAUGUGAGGUUGUGGUUUGUGGAUAUGAUAUCGAGAGCAUUUGGGAAGCCUAUAGACGAUUUGGGACUCAUAUUUUCGCACAUUUUCUACUUUGAUGGGACGAUAAAUUUCAUGGGAUGCAAGUCCUAAAGUAGUUCUAAUACAAGCAUCCCUAAAAUUAGAAUCGCGUACUUUUACACUUCUUCCCAUUUAAAUUUUUUUUUUUUCAUUAACAAAUCUUAACUUUCCAAAAAAUCUUUAUUUUACAUUACUUUUUUAUUUUUUAAUAUUUUAAAUUUCAAAUAAUUUUUACCAUUUUAAACAUUUUUUUCUUGCUUAAAAUUGAUUUAUUCAUUCAUCAAGUAUGUAUAGUUAGCAAACAAAAUUUUUCAUUCCCUCAAACAUUCACUCUUUAACAACAAUUUCCUUUUUUUCCUGUUUUUACUCACCACAAUAAAGCUCUAACUAAAAAUUUUCUCAAUCAAUUUUCUUUUAUUUUUAGUUUAAAAAUGUUUAGUCUUUUUAUUUUCGAUUUUUUUAAAUCCUAUAUUUUCCAAGGUUAACUAUAACAAUAAUAAUUUUUUCUGUUAAUUAUAAAUUAACAAAACUAUUAAAAAGCUAAUUAAUUCCUAAGGUUAAAUAGGAGGUGACGUGAUGUACAUAAUGGAUAACACAUUAGUCCAAUUUAUUUGAGAUGCUUGUGCCAAGAUAGGACAUAAGAUGACUGAGUAAAUCUCAGUCCGGGUUCUUAUAUUUUCAUUUAUGUUACAAAUUUUCAUCUUUCAGUCCGUAUCUUGGUUUUUAAUUCAUAUUUAAUUCCGUAUUUUUCGAUUGAUAGUCCAUAUAAUCCGAUCUUUUCGAACAGAAAUUUAUCGCCUCGAAUCGUUCUCGAGACAAUUCGAGCGGUAACCUUAAUUACGGGGCCUAUACAUAAUAGCAAGGAGAGAAAGGAAUUGUGUCGGUUUAUAUGGGAGGGAUACAGCUUUAGC